ACCACUCACACUCUCUUCUCUGUCAGAGCAGAGAGUAGAUGUGCCUGUCUGUAAACCCACUGGGAACUUUAAAACAUUCAGCUCUCCUUUAAGAGUGUGAGAGAGGGCAUGAGACACCCAUUGUGCAGUGAUUUGACUAAACAAACACCCGUACCUCUUCCAGUGAAGCUCCCGGGACAGUGGAGAUUAAUCCCCCAACCCCUUAGAGCCAGAACAUCAGAGGGUCUGGACAUCUGAAAGAGCGCUCCCCGUAGAGAGGACCAGGAAACAUCCACUGACACAGAGUUAGCCAGAACACUGAACAUCUGGGAUCCUGGUGAAGAACAAAAGUGCCUUGGAGACAUCCAUCAUGAGGAGUGUGACAGUGUCCACUCUACAUGUUGCAGCCAUUGUUCUCGCUUUUCUAUAUCUCUGUCCCGGCCUGCCCUGCCUUGAGAUCACCCCGGCGGGCACAGAGUUCACCCUGGAUCCUGGUUCCUCUCUCACCCUGACGUGUUCGGGAUCAACGGAGACGGCCUGGGAGUUUAAGAGAGAUGACGUUCCUUAUUUUCAAGUGGAUCAAGUGCAACAUGGCAAAAGGAGCUUCCAGAUUGUCCAAAAUACUGACAUGACCAGUGUGAUGACCCUGUUUGAUGUGAGCUGGAAGCACAGUGGGGUCUACCUUUGUAUGGAUCGAAAGACGGGAAAAAGCCAAGAAGUUAUUGUAUUUGUCCCAGACCCAAACGUGUGGUUCAUUGAGACCUCCCAUGGUAUGGUGACAAAGACCAGUGAGGAGACCACCAUCCCCUGCCUCGUGACCAACCCAAAUAUCACUGUGUCCCUGUUUGAGAAGGACACGGAUGUUCCCGUGAAGGGGGUAUAUGAUCCAAGCGAGGGGUACAGGGGGCUGGUGGAGGACCGGACGUACGUGUGCCGUGGAGAGCUGAACGGAGAGGUGAAGGAGUCCCAGGCCUUCUAUGUCUUCAGUAUAGUGGUCCCAGAGGCCAUCGAUGCCUACAUCAAUGCCUCCAAAACUGUGCUGAAGCAGGGCGAGCCGCUCACGGUGAACUGCACGGUGCAUGGUGUGGAGCUGGUGUACUUUUCCUGGGAUAUUCCCAACAGAGAGCUGACUGAGGUGGGGCACCAGACCGAAGUGCUGUCCUCCAUGAUCAUGCGCUCUUGCCUCAUCUUCCCCCAAGUGUCUGUCAUCCACAGCGGAAACUACCGGUGUCACGUCCACGAAGGGGUGCAGGAUCAGACCGCCUCUGCAAGCAUCAACAUCACCGUCCUGGAUCAUGGCUUUGUGAAUGUGAGACCUGCUCAACAGCUAAACAUUUCUGCAAAGUUACAAGAAAAUGUGGAGCUCCGAGUCGAGAUCGAGGCCUAUCCUGCUCCUCAGGUUCACUGGAGGAAAGGCGGCUCAGCGAUAAGAGGAGACAAAACCAUCAUCACCCGACAAGAGCAGGAGAUCAGAUAUGUUAGUAUUCUCACCCUGGUCAGAGUGCGGACGGAGCAGAAAGGCCUCUACACUGCUCUGGUUACUAAUGGAGACGACACUAAGGAAAUAACUUUUGACUUGGAGGUGCAAGUUCCCGCUCAGAUUAAAGACCUCAGUGAUCACCCGCUCCCUGGGAAAAGGCACAUGGUGACUUGUUUGGCUGAGGGUGUCCCAACUCCAUUCAUCCAGUGGUACAGCUGCGACAGUAUGCUCAAGUGCAGUAAUCAGACAGCAGUUUGGCGUCCACUGUUCCCAGAGCCGGAGGUGCUGAGCAUCCAGACCAACACGAGUUACAGCGAGGCCCGAAAAAUUAACCAGGUUUGGAGUCAGGUGACCUUCCACAAACCGCAGCAUGUGACGGUGCGCUGCGAGACCACCAACCAAGCCGGAUGCACUGAUAAGAGAGACGUCAAACUAGUGUCCAGCACUUUGUUCUCCCAGGUGGCAGUGUUGGCUGCAGUUUUAGCACUAGUGGUCAUCAUUAUCAUGUCCUUCAUUAUUCUCAUUGCUGUGUGGAGGAAGAAACCACGCUAUGAAAUCAGAUGGAAGGUGAUAGAGUCUGUAAGUCAGGACGGUCAUGAGUACAUCUAUGUAGACCCCAUUCAUUUGCCCUAUGACCUGAUUUGGGAAAUGCCCCGGGAUCACCUGGUUCUGGGUCGUACACUCGGAUCUGGAGCCUUUGGCAGGGUGGUCGAAGCAACUGCGUAUGGUCUCACACAUUCCCAGUCCAGCACAAAAGUGGCAGUCAAAAUGCUGAAAUCUACAGCGCGGAGGUCCGAAACACAGGCACUGAUGUCCGAACUAAAGAUCAUGAGCCAUCUGGGACCACACCUCAACAUAGUGAACCUGCUCGGAGCCUGCACAAAGCAUGGCCCUCUGUAUUUGGUGACUGAAUACUGUCGCUAUGGAGACCUGGUGGACUACAUGCACAGGAACAAACAUACCUUCCUACAAUACUAUGCUGAGAAAAACCAGGACAGUGACUCAUUCAUCUCCAGAGGAAGCACCCCCAUGAGCCAGCGUAAAGGCUAUGUGUCUUUCGGAAGUGAGAGCGAUGGGGGAUAUAUGGACAUGACCAAAGACGAGCUGUCCAUGUAUGUCCCGAUGCAUGAGCAGAGUGAUACCAUUAAAUACGCAGACAUCCAACCUUCUCCAUACGAGGCCACAUAUCAACAGGACAUCUACCAAGAGCAAGGUGGCGGCAGAUUGGACUUGGUCAUCAGUGACUCUCCUGCUCUCACCUACAAUGACCUACUGGGAUUUAGCUUCCAAGUGGCGAAGGGCAUGGAGUUCCUCGCAUCCAAAAAUUGUGUCCACCGUGAUCUUGCUGCUAGAAACGUGUUAAUCUGCGAAGGCAAACUGGUGAAGAUUUGUGACUUUGGUCUUGCCAGGGACAUUAUGCAUGACUCCAACUACAUUUCCAAAGGCAGUACCUUCCUGCCCCUGAAGUGGAUGGCACCAGAGAGCAUUUUCCAUAAUUUGUACACCACCUUAAGCGAUGUGUGGUCAUAUGGCAUCCUUCUAUGGGAGAUUUUCACUCUGGGAGGAACACCAUAUCCAGACUUGCCCAUGAAUGAACUGUUCUAUAAUGCCCUAAAGAGGGGCUAUAGGAUGAACAAGCCAACACAUGCAUCAGAUGAAGUAUAUGAGAUCAUGAAGAAGUGCUGGGAUGAGAAGUACGAGAAGAGGCCAGAGUUCUCCAGUCUGGUCCACAGUGUCGGGAACAUGCUUAGUGACAGCUACAAAAAGAAAUACAACCAGGUGAACGAUAACUUCGUGAAGAGUGAGCACCCUGCUGUGGUCCGGGCCAAACCCAGAGUAUCCUCCCCGUUCCCCGCCUCUAGCCCUGUAUUUGGGGUCCCAUCACCUCUGGACCGCUCCUCUCCUCUGGGCCACCACCACCAACACAGCCAAGUCCCCAGAACCUACAGGCACCAACAGCCAGACAUAGAGGACGCCCUGCCCUCGUACAACGAUUACAUCAUCCCCAUCCCGGAUCCCAAACCCGAUGAAGUCUUCACAGAUGUCCCGUCAGACAGCCCUGGAAGCUCCAUGGCUCUGGAGGAGGUGGAGACUGACUCGAUGGACACAGCAGACACCCUCCCUGAAGAGGACAGACUAGAGGGCAGCAGCGAGCGGGAUGCCUUAUUGGGCCGCCCUGAGACGCCAGAGGUAGAAGACAGCUUCCUCUAGCCUACUGUGUGGGACAACCAACCAAUUUGAGCCUUUUGAAAAUCUUAUAGAACAAUGCUUUGAAACAUGACUGAAGUAGAAUGUAGCAGCUGAGAAAUCAUUGAAUUUCCAGUAAGCACUCUUGGACUCUCCAGUUCUUAUUUCACUUUUACUAUGAAAAUUACAUGUGGUACUUUUCUAGGAACUGUUUCCACGAUCUUUUGACAAAGAUAAAAACAAGGAUUUCUGAAGCUCAUUAUGUAAAAUUUACUUUUAAUGACACUAACUCACUCAAAGUUGCAUUUCCAGACAAGGUUUCUCAGUUCUGCAGCGGACUCAUUUCUGUUAUGAAGCUGCUUUAAAUCAGUAUUGCUUAGGCUGACCAGACGUCCCUAUUUACCCGGGACAGUCCCAGUUUUGAGUCCUAUGUACCCUGUCCCAGCAGAUUUCUCACAGUUUUAUACAAGAAAUGUUCCAGGUGUCUGAUCUGAUGCCCACCAGCAGUAAAGAGGGGAAUAAACCGUGCUUGAAAAUGAUCAAAAAAUGGCACAGACAGUCCAAGACAACUCAGAUUAUAUACUGUCCCCAGUGAUUCGAGAAUGCACAAUGUUACGCAAUCUUUUCACAAUUUUAUUUAUACCAACCAUCCUAACUCGGGUCUGCCUCAGGUUUUAAUUUUGAAAAUUUGGUCACUCUAAUAUUGCAGUUUAGAACAAACAUCACGCUAAGUCAUGAUCUAUAUAUGUAGUAAAUAACCCAAAAAAAGAAUAAUAUCUUUCUUUAAGCAUAUUUUUUCUGAAGGGACCGUUGGAGAUGUAGCAUUUGUAUUACACCUAUUUUUGUAUGCAAUGUUUUAUAAUGCAACAGAUGGACUGCACAUGCACUGAUAUAAAUUUAAACUUAGCUUUAGUUUUUAGUCAGUCAUCCAGUCUAUUUUAAAGCUAUUUCUAUCAAACACAAUGUUUUUUCCCAUUGAUGUUGAAUAACUCUGAAGUAGGAUAGACUUUAAAUUUUUUUAUUUUUUUUUUUAUAUUUGCACUUUAUUAUGAAAUAUAUAGAAACACAUAGAGAUUUCUACACAACUUAUGCAUUGCCAAGAACCUAGAACAGACUAUUUUAAAGAAUGAACUCCUGUUUUUGUGAUGGUGGGUGCCUCAGGUGAACAGCAUGUCACUGCCUUAUGCCUUUGUAUAAAAUGAGUAUGAACAGUGGAUUUUAUCUUGCAGCUAAUGUUAUUUGCCAACACGAGGGGCUAUUGUUCACGUGUUUUGCCUUAUGUGUAUGUACAUAUGCUUCCAUUUGAAUUCACUCAUUCGCUUGUUUUAAUACUUUCUAAAUAAUGCACAGUCACUGUAAAACACGCUCUCGUACCAAAGCUCUUCCUAAUGUUUACAAAUGUAUUUUUAUAUGUAUCUGUAACAGUGACAAUAAAGUAUUAUUGUCAUCAUU
Molecule: messenger RNA, 5098 nt
Organism: Periophthalmus magnuspinnatus
Lineage: Eukaryota; Metazoa; Chordata; Actinopteri; Gobiiformes; Gobiidae
Gene: pdgfrb
Product: platelet-derived growth factor receptor, beta polypeptide
Exons: 23
Coding region: 350-3670 (1106 amino acids)
Biological process (GO): positive regulation of kinase activity; cell chemotaxis; protein phosphorylation
Cellular component (GO): signaling receptor complex
Molecular function (GO): ATP binding; platelet-derived growth factor binding; platelet-derived growth factor beta-receptor activity
Source: RefSeq, a predicted model, not a curated record